AUGGGUGAUGAAGAGGGAACCAGUAAUGGUGGUGGUACAGAAGGCACUGAAGGGUUUCACUACUUGAAAAGUGAAGCAAUGAAUGGUAGUAGUAGUAAUAAUUGUAAUGUGGCUUCGGAGAUACUUAACAACAAAACUCCUCAGCAGAAAUCCAGCAAUGCGAACUGUGAUUUACAAUUAAUUCUGGACCACCUUACUGAUGGGAAUUCUAAUCUGAGUCAAAAUAGUUCUUGCCCUAUGAUUCAAGCCACUGACAAGGUGGUUGUGCAACUGCAUUUGGAUUUCCGAGAGCACCGAGAGAGGGAGCUCAAGUUUACAGCUGCAGGUUGGAAGUGUGAUUGUCAGGGGAAGUGGUUCAGAGAUGAAAAUGUUGAGUUUGACUCUGAUGAAGAUGAUCCAAAUGUAUGCCUUGGAUGAAAAGAUGUGGAAGAAUUUAGCUGAUGGACAUUCAAUUUGAUCAUGAUUGAUGAUGGUGGUAUAGUUUGCUAACUUGGCAUGUAAAGCUACUGCUAGUUUUCUACUGAACAACCUAGAAGAAAAUUUUUGUUAUACACUGAUUAGCCUGUAGGGAGCCCAAGAGUUGCGUCUUUGUGAAUAUAGGAAGUUGGUGUACCAAUGCUUGAAUUAAGCACUGUUUCAAAAGGAUUUUUCUUCAAAGGUGUAUCACACAAUUGCAUUAUUUAUCAGAGGAAUUCUGGCAGGUGUGCAGGGAAAUUUAUGUGUUUUGGAAAAUGUAAAAGAAAAUUAAUUGAUUCUACAUAUUUUUCUUAUCUUGACCUUUGAAGUACCUAUAGAUUAUUUAUGUAAGAACCUA
Quercus lobata is the source of this 814-nucleotide messenger RNA. RefSeq lists its product as uncharacterized. NCBI's taxonomy places the organism in Eukaryota, Viridiplantae, Streptophyta, Magnoliopsida, Fagales, Fagaceae. The record is from RefSeq and is a predicted model, not a curated record. The transcript is spliced from 3 exons. Gene Ontology annotation, biological process: RNA splicing. The coding region runs from base 1 to 417 and encodes 138 amino acids. Gene Ontology annotation, cellular component: nucleus.